This is a messenger RNA of Sarcophilus harrisii (Tasmanian devil), 1948 nucleotides long. RefSeq names its product chaperonin containing TCP1 subunit 3 (gene CCT3). Gene Ontology annotation, molecular function: ATP binding; ATP hydrolysis activity; ATP-dependent protein folding chaperone. Gene Ontology annotation, cellular component: chaperonin-containing T-complex. Gene Ontology annotation, biological process: protein folding. The transcript has 14 exons. The record is from RefSeq and is a predicted model, not a curated record. The coding region runs from base 71 to 1708 and encodes 545 amino acids. NCBI's taxonomy places the organism in Eukaryota, Metazoa, Chordata, Mammalia, Dasyuromorphia, Dasyuridae.
CGCAAUCUGGCUCCAUCUCCAGAAGGUUCCGCCGGUUCGCCUAGCUCCCGGUUCCCGGCUCCGCGCCGCCAUGAUGGGCCAUCGCCCCGUGCUCGUGCUCAGUCAGAGUACUAAACGAGAAUCUGGAAGGAAAGUACAAUCAGGGAACAUAAGUGCUGCCAAGACUAUUGCAGAUGUCAUCCGAACAUGUCUGGGACCUAAAUCCAUGAUGAAGAUGCUUUUGGAUCCGAUGGGUGGCAUUGUGAUGACCAAUGAUGGCAACGCCAUUCUCCGAGAGAUUCAAGUCCAGCAUCCAGCAGCCAAAUCAAUGAUUGAAAUCAGUCGAACUCAGGAUGAAGAAGUUGGAGAUGGUACUACAUCAGUGAUUAUUCUUGCUGGAGAGAUGCUGUCAGUGGCUGAGCAUUUCCUAGAGCAACAGAUGCACCCAACAGUAGUGAUUAGUGCCUACCGAAAGGCAUUGGAUGAUAUGAUCAGCACACUUAAAAAAAUCAGUAUUCCUGUUGAUAUCAACAACCGUGAUACAAUGAUGAAUAUCAUUGACAGUGCCAUUCGUACUAAGGUAAUCAGCCGCUGGUCGUCCUUGGCUUGCACCAUAGCCCUUGAUGCAGUGAAGAUGGUACAGUAUGAGGAGAAUGGCCGAAAAGAGAUUGACAUUAAGAAGUAUGCUAAGGUGGAAAAGAUUCCUGGGGGCAUCAUUGAGGACUCCUGUGUCUUACGUGGAGUCAUGAUCAACAAAGAUGUGACUCAUCCACGAAUGCGGCGCUACAUUAAGAAUCCACGGAUUAUAUUACUGGAUUCUUCCUUGGAAUACAAGAAAGGAGAAAGCCAGACAGAUAUUGAGAUAACUCGAGAGGAAGAUUUCACCCGGAUCCUGCAGAUGGAAGAAGAAUUUAUUCAGCAACUUUGUGAUGAUAUUAUUCACCUCAAACCUGAUGUGGUCAUUACAGAAAAAGGCAUCUCGGAUUUAGCUCAGCACUACCUCAUGAGGGCCAACAUCACAGCUAUCCGCAGAGUCCGAAAGACGGACAACAACCGAAUCGCCAGGGCUUGUGGGGCUCGGAUUGCCAGCCGACCAGAAGAACUAAGAGAAGAUGACAUUGGGACUGGUGCUGGCUUAUUUGAAAUUAAGAAGAUUGGCGAUGAGUACUUCACAUUCAUCACAGAAUGCAAAGAUCCCAAGGCCUGCACCAUUCUCCUUCGAGGGGCUAGCAAAGAGAUUCUGUCGGAGGUGGAGCGAAACCUCCAGGACGCUAUGCAGGUCUGCCGGAAUGUUUUUCUAGAACCUCUGCUGGUACCAGGGGGUGGGGCCUCUGAAAUGGCCCUAGCUCAUGCCCUGACAGAAAAGUCCAAAGCCAUGACUGGCAUUGAGCAGUGGCCAUACCGGGCUGUGGCCCAGGCCCUAGAGGUCAUCCCUCGGACCCUCAUCCAGAACUGUGGGGCCAGUACCAUACGUCUACUCACUUCUCUUCGGGCCAAGCACACCCAGGAGAACUGUGAGACCUGGGGUGUGGACGGUGAGACAGGAGCGUUGGUGGACAUGAAGGAACUGGGCAUCUGGGAACCACUUGCUGUGAAGCUGCAGAUCUACAAGACUGCUGUGGAGACGGCUGUUCUCCUACUUCGGAUUGAUGAUAUUGUCUCUGGCCACAAAAAGAAGGGUGAUGAUCAAAAUCAGUCAGGGGGUAACCCUGAUGGAGGGCAGGAGUGAGCUGACAACACAAGCAUCAGCUGAAAUGACAGCCCACAGGACCAGCAGGUUUUCUCCAUCCUUUCCCCGAGCCAGGCUGCCAGGGCAAACAUGGGUGUCUUUGGUGGAGAUUAGGUUGAGAGACCUCUCUCAGCCUCUUUCUGCCCCAGCUCAGUUUGCAAAAGGCACUGACAUGUAACUCUUAUUGUAAGCUUUUCAUUUAAGUUUGCUUCCAGUGAUUAAAAUCUCAGUCAUUUGAGA